AACAUUUCUUUUUAUUCACCAUAAAAAUUAUUCACCAUUGAAUGCUCCUUAAUUCGAACAACCUGUCAAAAGCUAGCUAUCCCAAUUGUUUUCGCUCAUCCCACCAGAGUCUCUCGCGGACAAGCUGCCGAUUCCUCCACGCUGAUCGGAACACCGCUUCGAAAUCGAAAACUGUCGGCUCCGUCUGUCCAUCGAAGCCGCGAAUCCCGUCGGCGACACGUCGAAUCGUUAUCCGCGUCGAAUCGACAAUUUCGUCGGGCCAUUUACGCCACGGCCCCCUUGUUCCGGAAGAGAAAACGCGUCGUUUUCUGCUACGCCGUCGAUACGGACACCCUCGCGACUGGACUCAUUCGCGACGCCGAUUUUCACGCCACCCCCGACCACCCCCGUUCGAUCGAUUUCGCAGGAACGAUCGAGAGCGGGCUCGGAUCGGCCGCGGUUUUCGACGACUGCCUCGGCAACGGCGACCGGCUGCAGAAUAUUCCGCGAACCGGGAAGCUCUCUGGUAUAAUGAUGGAACACGUUUAGCUGCGGUUUUUGACACUGCUGCGUUGAUCGUCGACGCUUCGAUUCGUCGAGCUCUCGAUUCGUUCUAUUCGAAACCGGGAGGUAUAAAAACAAAGCGCGUAGUUUCGCGAAUAGAAAAUUCGGAAAAUUUCGCCGUCGAUGAAAGAUGCCAUCUCCGGGUCGGAUUGGCGCACAGAAUCGCUUUAUCGAAGACUUUGAAAUCUUUGGUCUAUCAGAAACUGAUAGACCUCUGUCGGUUUGCUCGUUCUCCGAAGUGCCUCGUUCCACUACAAAAAGUUCCGUACAGAAACGUGUCCGGGAGAGUGUUAAGAAAAAAUAGAAACGUCGUCUCGGCACGGCCGCGUAACAAUCCGCUUGUACCAUUCGAACCGCUCGACGCUCUCUCAGGCUCGAGUAGAACGAUACAGAAAUCUCCAUUCGCGAAAGAUCGAUCGACGUCGAGAGCAGAUUCGAAUCUCCCGGCUCGUUCGCUGGAGACAUGUUUCGUACACCCAAUGGACAAGAGCCCUCGUGCCGCGCGAAAGUAACUCGGUCGGGACGGAAAAUCCCCGGCGUCGUCUCAAUUAAUCGGCUCGCGCGGGGGGGAUGGAUACGCGAGAAACGAACGUCGACAGGUGUCCGCGUAAGCCACGGGUUCCCGUCCGGACACGAAAGGAUGUGUUCUUUUCACCGUCUGCCGGCCUAACGACGUCCCAUGAAAGAUGUAUGAGCCUUGGAAACCAGCCCUGCCUUUUCCCAGCCGCCCUCCACCCUCCUCCGCCCUCCGCCGACGUUCGACUUUUUGCCGCGAAGCUUCCGGCUCCUCGUAAAACAUAACGAAUUCGAGAGUCCAUCGGCCGGGGAUCGUAAAUCCCUCUCUCGCUCGGUGCCUUAACGAUUGCGUGCUUCGAGAAUCUGGGGAAAAAGAGGGGCGGAGUGAUUAGAAACGGGAUAAGGGGACGCGAUUUUAACGAGAGCUGGCCCGCGUACGGCUGGAUAAAGCGAGGGAUGAUUGCGUGCCCUGCGAACAGGUGUACAAACAAGCGGCGAUGAUAGAUCGAGGGGGGCGGGCAGGGGGUGAUUAUAACAGGAGGCGCCGGAGCGAAAGAUACGAACGAGAGGCGGAUUGCGAACGGAUAAUACAGAUAACCGAGAACCUGUGAUGGAUAAACCGAGGAGCGAUACGUACACACCUCUCCAAAAUUAUUAGGACAGUCGCAGAAAGUUGAAUAAAUUUUGGGAACUGGUAGGAUGUUGUUAUAGAAUUUCUUCAAUUUAUUUCAAAGUUAAUUGUACGAAAUUGUAACUAGUGCGUAAAUAUAUAUAUAUAUAUAUUUUUUUUUUACGUUGUAAUAAUAAUAACGUCGAUUCUAUAAAAGAAAAUUAAAUUUUCCUCCGGCCAAUAUAUUCACCGCGUUUUUAACACGUUCAGUGCCGCGUCACAUAUAGGCGACGUUAAUUUUCAACUAGGUUUUUGAAAUUCACUUGUAUCGUAAUGUAUUGAACAAAUUGAUUGUUGUUAGGAUUUGUAGAACACAAAAUGGCUGAAUAUUUCCUAUGGCAAAUUUUCACUUUCUAGUUUCGGUGCCUCUAAUCGAAUGACUCUGAUAUCGUGUGAAUUUUUCGAGUUAAUAUUUGUCGUUUGUCGCGCGAAGCGAACCGAUUACUUGAUACUAAAUACAGAGAACAUUACCGGAACCUAAUGAUAAAUUAGAAUUAGAAUUAGGAAAAGAUUUGAACGUAAACGAAGACGCGGCCUGCGAAUAGCUGGAGUCAUAAAGGGGUUGCAAAUCUCGGGAAAAGUAUUAGCAUCGGCGUGAUUCGCGGACAAAAACGUAGCUGGAUAACGAAGAGAGGGCGGGAAGAUUGUAACGAGAGAUAGAGGAGAGCGAUUCAGAGAGCCAGAUGCGAGAUCGCGGUGCCUCGUUCGUCGACCGAGUACUCCGCUGCCUAUGCUUUAACAAUUACGUGCCUAACGAACAAGAAUGCGGGAGAGGGAGAGAACGAGAGAGAGAGAGAGGAGCCGGAAGCGUUUUCGCCGGUAGAUCGAGCGUAAUCCCGAAUGAGAAGCGGGCGGAAUUUUUCGCGAGCGUUUUCCGGGGCCGAGCUCCGCGACAGAUUCUUUCCCCGAACUUGUGCCUUCACUUCGUAUAAUUAGCGAUAAGAUUACCGUGUCCUCGAGGCGUGUCGACCAGCUUCAACGACAGCGCACGAACACGCUUGGCGAAUUCACGUUCCAUAGAUUCCUCUUUCUCACGCGACGAGCCAUCGAAACGACGCCCGCCGAGAAUCAUUUUCUCGAUCCUUCGUUCGCUUCUCGGGCCGCCGGACGAAUAUUCUUCGCGGUCGUUGCCCCGCUCGCCCGUACUUAACCGCCGCCUCGAGGCACUUAGUCGAGACAGACGAUUAGUGCUUUUUAUCGGCGACGUCGAUACGAACGUAGCGACGUAGACGCGUCUCCCUUGAUCCAGGAACGAGCGUUCGGCGUAGCGUUUUACCGCGUUCGCCAAGCCGAGUAGAGUUUAAGCGAACCGAGGCCGUGCCGCGCGACCCUGCCCGGGGCCCGGCCCGGCCCGUCUUUUCUGCGAACCGGAAACAAAUAGAGAGAACAAAACAAGUACAAUCAGCGCGCGGCCCAGGGUUCGCGAUCCGUCGAUCGGAUUCCGACUUUCCGUGUUCAUUUUCCGAACGGUUACUCGCGCGGAUUCUCAGAGCGUCCCUUUUUCUCCUCGCCCGCGAUACAACCCGCGGCGCGGUUCCACUCGCUCGAGCGAAUCGCCCCGGGGUCCGUACACCGCCUGCGCGCUGCUAAUCGUCCGCGAAUCGGAAUUCGAGUUCGCAACUCGGAACGAAUCGUGCGAGACCAACGGGGAAUAACGGAUGAAACACGGGGCGCGGGUUUCUUUAUUUCUUUCUUCUUCUUCUUCUUCUUCUUCUUCUUCUUCUUCUUCUUCUUCAUUUUAUCUUUCUUUUUUUUAGUCUAGCCGUAAAACGGAUUUUCGAGAAUCGUUACUUAAGGCUAUAAGGCUGCGGCCAGCGUAACUUAAGGACAGAGAUCUUAAUUAAUCGAUUUAACGCCCGCGAGGGCGCGCUGCAACAGCAAGCAUCGACGGCGUGUUUCACUCGAUUUUCUUCCGUUUCUGUUUCCUUUAUCUUUUCUUCUUCAUAUAUCCGCAAGCGUGUCUAAGUUGUAAUUGUACAAGCGAUACUAGACAGUAUGACGACAAAGAGGAAGUAUUAACUAUUAUUUUUUCUCGUUUUUUUUUUUUGUUCUUGUUACGAGAGGGAGAGACCGAGCAGACCGUACUGCUGUCAUAUACAAAAUAAAUGGAAACAUAGUGGAGAAAAAAAACAA
This is a messenger RNA of Megalopta genalis, 3862 nucleotides long. NCBI's taxonomy places the organism in Eukaryota, Metazoa, Arthropoda, Insecta, Hymenoptera, Halictidae. The record is from RefSeq and is a predicted model, not a curated record.